Molecule: messenger RNA, 2786 nt
Organism: Cryptomeria japonica (Japanese cedar)
Lineage: Eukaryota; Viridiplantae; Streptophyta; Pinopsida; Cupressales; Cupressaceae
Product: disease resistance protein Roq1
Exons: 4
Coding region: 14-2650 (878 amino acids)
Biological process (GO): signal transduction; defense response
Molecular function (GO): ADP binding
Source: RefSeq, a predicted model, not a curated record
GUCUAGUCCAAUUAUGAUGGCGUCUUCCUCGUUAUCUCACCAACAAAGUGUGGAAUCUGAGCCUUUCAGUGAAUUUGAAGGGGAGGGAUUCGCUGUAUGUAGAAAAGGAUAUGAUGCAUUCAUCAACCAUAGGGGCCCUGACGUCAAACAAUCUGUGGCUUCAGAAAUUUACAGUUUUUUGCAGCGUAUGGGAUAUCGAGCAUUUCUUGAUGAGCCCGAGUUGAAACUGGGAGAUCCCAUUCCCUCUAACAUACAAAAUGCCAUAACCACUUCCAUUGUUCAACUCUGCAUCUUCUCGCCAAGAUACGCCGAGUCCCACUGGUGUUUAGAUGAGCUGCUUCUCAUGUUGAAAACCAAGGCUCGCUUUAUUCCUGUAUUUUGUGAUGUAAGGCCUUCUGACCUUCGCCACCCUCACAAGGGAGUUUAUGCACCUGCUUUCGCUGAAUAUGAGGAAAAGGGGAGAUUCAGCAAUGAGAGGCUUCAACAGUGGAAGGAAGCCCUUCACUCUUCGUCACUCUUCUGCGGCUACAAUUUCAGCACCUCUAAUGAUAAUGUCAAGACCCUGUGUAAAGACAUUGCCUUGGCUGUGAAACAAGAGGUUGAAAACACAAGAUGUAUGGAAGUUGCAAAAUAUCCUGUAGGACUUGAUGAACUGGUGGAGGAUUUUGAAAGGCAGACUACAGAGAAAGGAAAUAUUGUUGGAAUCUUUGCGAUGGGGGGUUCUGGAAAAACAACCCUAGCCAAAGAAUUGUUUAACCGCAAAAGACGGAGUUACCAUGGAUCAAGUUUUGUUUUUGAUGUCAGAGAAGCAUCUGCUAAAGAUGAAUUAACUUGUCUGCAAAGUCAGCUACUCAAAGACCUCUUCCUUGAAGAUCACAAAUUUAUGAGUAAAAAUGAAGGGUCAUCCCAUCUUAAGGGGCGAAUGGGGAGAUCUAGUAAUCAAUUCCUUAUUGUUCUGGAUGAUGUUGAUGACCGGCAGCAGCUAGAUGCUCUCUUGUUCAGAGAUGCACUCAAUUCUGCUAGUCUGGUCAUUGUCACAACUCGUGACGAGAGUGUGUUAACAAAAGCCGGAAUUACUAGUCAUUUUAAAUUGAAAGAAAUGAAGAAAUGUCAUGCAAAAGAGCUCUUCUGUAGGCAUGCCUUAGGGCAGGCAAAACCGCCCGGUAGAUAUGAGAAGUUAGUUGAUAGCUUUGUAGAUUUCUGUGGAGGAUUGCCUCUGGCCAUAGAAGUAUCUGCAGCCAAUCUUUUUGGCACUGCUGAUGUCAAUACAUGGCAGUCAGAAUUGCAGAAAUUUAAAAGUAGUCUGAAUCUGGAAAUAAAGGCUAAACUUGGAAUAAGUUUGGGCAGGCUAGACCGAGAACAAAAACAAAUUUUUAUGGACAUUGCAUGUUUUUUCAUUGGCAAACGGGUGAGCAUGGGCAUAAGGAUAUGGAAGGGAUCAGGAUGGAACGCAGAGCACACAAUUCAGACUCUCAAAGAUAAAUGUCUUCUUGAAAUAAGAAAGAAACCCACGUGGGUUGUUGGGAACCGUAGGUGUGAGUUUCAGUAUGAUGGUCCCUUUGUUUUUAAAAUGCAUGAUCUCCUUCGAGAUCUAGGCAGAGAAAUGGCAAGAGAGAUGGAUGUGCAGACCUCUUCCCGUCGACUGUGGCGCCCUCAAGACCUUAAACUUUUGGAAGAGAAGGGAUUAAAAAAUAUCCUCACUAAAAGCAAAGACAAGAAAAUUAGGUGUUUCAAUUCAGUUUUUGAUUUGUCCAUGAAAUCCCAAAUUACAUAUUUCUUGGGAAACUCAGAUGAACGUGAUCUGCCGAUGACUGAUUUGCUGUGGAUUGAGCUUCGACUGAAUGAGCAUGAAUGGACAAGCAUCCCUUCAUGGAUUCCUCUUGAAAACUUGCAGUGUUUAAGAAUCAUCGGAGGACAUCUCCAGAGAUUGUGGCAGAAAGUUGGCCAGGGCCCUUCCCAGUUGAAAGAGCUUCUGCUAUAUCGAACCUCGUCCGCAGAGUUUCCAUUUGAACUAAGAAUGCUCAAUAAUUUGGAAAAAGUAGUCAUACAAGGUAGCUUCACUAAUAUGCCCAUCAUCGAUGGGAGAUCCUUAUCAGAUUCGCUUGGAGAACUCGGUAAUCUUAGAAUAUUGGUUUUAGGUAAUUGCGAAUUACAUGCGGACCUGAUUUUGAGCAAUAGUGGGUAUCCAGAGAGUGAGUGUACCAGUACAGCCAUAUGCACAAAGCUUAAAAGGGUAGGCAUUCAAGAUGGAAAUUUGGCAUCCAAGGUCUCAGUUAGUGGAGAAUAUUGGCCCAGCCUUAAAUAUCUUGUCCUUGAUUCCGUGAAAAAUUUAAGUGCAGUACAUUUAUGGCUAGCAAAACCAUUGGAUCGUCUAAAGUUAAAAAAUUGUAAACAAUUGAAAAGUGUAUCAGGGGACUUGGACAAAGGAAAGCUCACACAAUUGAUCAUAAGUAAUUGCUCACGGCUUCAAGAGUUACCAACACAACUUGCGAGUGACUUGAGCUCCGUUGAAGUUGAUUGUUUUAUACCCUUCAAUGGAAAUAAAGAUUUGAAAGGAAUAGAAUAUCUCCAUCUUUCAAAUGGAAAAGUCAAGAAAUACAAGACUUAUUGUACAAAGCUAUCAAAGAUAAUCAACAUGCCAUCCUCAUGAUGCCCACACUUUCAAGCUUAUUAUAGUAGUAAUAGUUUUAGCAUAAAUAAGGAAGAGUGUUGGAUAAACUGUUGUAGACUAUUGAAGUCUUGUGCAGACAUAUCGAUGAGGUUAAGUGAUGUCUUCUUAAUAGCAA